AACAGGUGAAUAUUCACGACCUAAAUUUUGACAGGCACCCGCUAUCGGUUCGUAUUCUGACCAGCUAGCCUUUUUAUUUAAUUUUUUUUUAAAAAGGUCAUCAAGAUGUCCGGACGACAAAAAGCCCUCCUGCUGGUCUCUGGGAUGGGUGGCGCAGGCUAUGCAGCCUGGAAGACAUUAUUUCCGUGGAUUGGUGACGAUAUCAAGACAAUUAGAGUAUUUUUGGAAGUUCUGAAAAGGAUUGGCGAAAACUUUAGCAAAGGAAGGACAGUUCUGGAUAUGUUUGAAGAGAAUGUGGUCAAACUACCGAAAAAGACAUUCAUCAUUUUUGAGGAUAGACAAUAUUCGUACGAAUUUGUCGACACCAUGGCCAAUAAAGUGGCAAAUCUUGCUGCAUCAUGGAACCUUCCCCGGGAUUCUUCAGUCGCCAUGAUGAUAGAAAAUGAACCUGCAUUUGUAUGGACAUUUCUAGGUCUACAGAAGGCAGGACUUGUAGGAGCUUUUAUUAAUUACCACUUAAAGGCUCAUCCACUCAUACAUUCCAUCAAGGUCAGCGACGCACCCGUGCUCAUCAUUGGCUCAGGAGAUGGCCAUCUAGAGUCGAUUCAAGAGAUACUGAACGAUUUACCCGACAUUAAAAUAUAUGUUCAGGGAAAGCGACAAACUGACCUCCCGUCAAAGUUCGUUGCCAUGGACGACGUACUUCUUCGUACCCUUCCUGUGGCUCUUUCUAAGGUACACCGAGAGGGGACCACCUUACGCAGUCCCGUCUGCUACAUUUAUACCUCUGGUACAACAGGACUACCUAAGCCAGCAAUAAUCAACAAUUCGAAAGCCAUGUCUUCCUCGGUGUAUUGGCAAGCGUUGCGCGCGGUUACAAUGAAAACGAUAUAGGUUAUGCUGUUACACCUCUAUACCACAGUGCUAGCACCACGUUGUG
Messenger RNA from Saccostrea cuccullata (small rock oyster), 940 nucleotides. Its product is annotated as long-chain fatty acid transport protein 6-like. The coding region runs from base 106 to 894 and encodes 262 amino acids. The transcript has 5 exons. Lineage: Eukaryota; Metazoa; Mollusca; Bivalvia; Ostreida; Ostreidae. The record is from RefSeq and is a predicted model, not a curated record. Gene Ontology annotation, molecular function: long-chain fatty acid transmembrane transporter activity; long-chain fatty acid-CoA ligase activity.